ACAUUGUAAGUUUUGUUGAGAAAGGUACAAAUAGCUCGUGGUCCAACAAAUUAUUACUAGAUUGUGCUUAUAUCGAUGAUGCAACACUGCGCAACUUAUUUCGCGAGAUAAGAUUUUAAACCAAUGCAUUUUAAUGCAGUUUAUAAGUAGUCUGUCGAUGCUGAUCUACGCAACAUUCUCCAUAGAAGCAGGAACAAAUAGAAUUGAACAACUUAUUUAUACGAGUACGUUCGCAAACAUGGAUAUUACUUUCUAUGAAUUUCGAAGUUACAUUCCGGAAGAUUGGAGAGAAAUAUUUGCAGAGCAGGACUUAAAAUUAGUGUACGAAAAUUUAAGUAAAGAAUUGACGGUGCGUCCAUCCCUUGAGAACGUAUUCAGGUGCUUUAAAUACUUCCUACCCACAGAAACCAAAGUGGUUAUUCUCGGCCAAGAUCCGUAUCCAAAGCCAAAUAUGGCUGACGGUCUAAGUUUCUCCUGCUCCGACACUAUCGGAUUGAUUCCCGGGUCCCUCAGGAAUAUAAUUAAAGAAAUUUUUAAGCAAUUCCACAGACCUCAUGAUGCAAACCGAAUCGAGAGAGGAGUGGUAAGCACCGAACUCGAGCAUCUAGCUCGACAGGGCGUACUACUUUUAAACUCGAUUCUAACAGUAGGAAGUAAGAAGAGUCACAAGUCUAUAGGCUGGGUAGAGAUAACCGAUGAAAUCAUCUCCUGGCUAGCUCGCGAAUGUGACGGCAUAGUUUUCCUAUUGUUCGGAACCCGCGCCCAUGAAAAAACGAAAUUCAUCCGAAAUCCGACUCACUGUAUCAUUAAAACCAGCCACCCAUCUGCGAUAUCUUACAAAAAAGACGGAGGAGAUAAGUACAAGUCAUUUUGCGACUCUGGUUGUUUCUGGGCCUGCAACAAAUUUUUUGAGGAUAGAGGUUUAGAUGCGAUCGAUUGGAUACCGGAACUUGCGGGUUUCUGGAUGCUCUCGACGUUCAUCCAGUUUCCACUUCAAGCGUUCCUCCUGUUCGAUUCGCGUCUCCAAAUCUAUUACAUACAAGUGGCGGCUCAAGGCGUAAUGUUUCUACUUCUCUCAAUCGAGUUGAUCUGCGGAUACUGCGCUUUGAAGUACACCGCCAAUCAGCAAGCGAACUACUAUAGAAUAGUGAAACUCAGAAAUGAAAUUGACGGCAGUGAUAGCGCAAUUAAAAAAUCAAAAUAA
This is a messenger RNA of Cylas formicarius (sweet potato weevil), 1204 nucleotides long. Its product is annotated as transmembrane protein 17-like. Lineage: Eukaryota; Metazoa; Arthropoda; Insecta; Coleoptera; Brentidae. Gene Ontology annotation, biological process: non-motile cilium assembly; base-excision repair, AP site formation via deaminated base removal; base-excision repair. The transcript has 3 exons. The coding region runs from base 134 to 1204 and encodes 356 amino acids. Gene Ontology annotation, cellular component: nucleus; mitochondrion; ciliary transition zone. The record is from RefSeq and is a predicted model, not a curated record. Gene Ontology annotation, molecular function: uracil DNA N-glycosylase activity.